AAUAUCCAGAUUAUUUCAUAUAUCCAUGUAGCCUUUCACCCGCGCCGCGAUUUGACAUUUCAUAACUGGCUGGUGGUUUGUUUUGUUAUGAAUGUUGUUCUUUUCUUUGCUUCAUUUUCAUACGCAAACCGCAUUGAGUAGAAGAGAUCAAUGUCGAGAAUAACAGAGAAGUGAGUUUAUUCCGGAACAAAACCCAACUCUCCUGCUGCCUACUGAUGACUACGUACACCGUCUCAGGGUGGUGUGCGUGUGCGUACAAUUAUUUUUAGCACCAUAUGAAUCUGUGAUGUAGCCUCGUUCGGACACCCUGAAAUCCCGUCCCGUUACAAAAAAAAGCAACUACUGUACGAUUGAAGUUGAGUCGCAGGCAUGACGCUACCACCUCCUCAACCUGUAAUAAGCGAACCGUACAAAGUGGUUCCGAUCCACAAACACCGUGAGCUGAUGGACCAGUGUAUAGCACUAAUAAAUUCGGAAUGGCCUCGAUCAUACACCGCCCGGCUGUGGAGUUUGGAAUCAUCGAAGGAAACACUACCGACCAGCUUCGUGCUGACGACGACGGACAUAAAAGAUGAAACCAUCGUGCUAGCUCAUGCCAAACUCUCUCCCAUUCCUGCGGAUCGGGAGGCUGUGUUUGUGGAAAGCGUAGUGGUUACCCGGGAGCGGCGUGGCCAAGGAAUUGGGAGACUGUUGAUGCAAGAAGUGGAAAAGCAUUGCUUCCACAAGCUGCAUCUUAAGAAAAUUUACCUUUCCACGAUUGACCAGCAAGCAUUUUACGCGAAACUUGGAUACAAACUAUGCAGUGCAAUUAACAUUUUCGGGUCACGUCCCACGCUUAACAAGAGCACCAAGAAAAUAUGGAUGUUCAAGAGUGCGGAUAGUUAGAGCUACUUAAAGACGGGUACUAGGAACACAAUUGUAUUUAUUCUCGUAUGUUGAUAAGUGCUUAGCCUGCAGUAAGUCUGGUAUUGUACUGCUGGGCCUUUGUAUAGAUUAAAGAUGCUAUUUAUUUAGAUAAAAUUCAACAGUAUAGAAACCAUUUGACUCCGUGAAACAGUCUCUCGUGGUUCGCAGCGAGCCGUAUCAUGUUUUGGCGGUUCGAAAGGUGUGAUAAAAAUAGGUACUCGAAUAACUCCCAUCAUCACGGUGUGUACAGGGCUGUUUCACAAAGCUAAUACCAACCGUACGGUAACAUAUGGUUUAUGUUGCGAUAUGUUUUUUUAGGAUCAAUCAUGGCUGAAUUCAUUUCUAAAGUUUAUCCUAAAACCACAUUACAUAUACGUUUUGAUUUGGAGCAAUAGAUUCAACAGAUUAACGUUUUGAUGAAAGAAAUGUGUAUGUUUUCUGACGAACCCUGCUCGCCGGGCUGGACAGGGUUGGCUGAUUAUGUUUCACAACUAAUGACAGUUCAUAAAUAAUGGACGACACGAACACUUUGUUUUCUUGUUAUCGUGCAUCGUUCUCAUCCGUUAUUUCGCUGUAGUGUACUAGUGUUGUGCUUAUUGGUCGUAAAAAAAACUGUAUUAAAUAUGGCGUUCAAAAUAGAGACUUCAAAUCAGGAUACAACUUUUUGGUAUGAAUUCAUCGAACUUUACCGCAAUCUCCCCAUACUGUGGUCAGACGCACAUGAAAACAAACCAAAACAUCUUCGUGAUCGUGCGCUUAAUAUACUGCUACGAAAAUAUCGAGAAACAGAUGCCGCAGCAGGGGUUAGGGAAAUUAAACAACUUUUAAAAGAUCUUCGCUUAGCUUACCGAACCGAACUGAAGCUAGCUUUGGAGCACACAUAUGCCACUGGCAAUAGUUUGAGCAACUACCGAUCGGCUCUGUGGUACUUUGAAGCGUUAAGUUUUUUGGAAUCGAAAGAACUGCGCACUUUAAAAUUGCAUUCCGGUUUAACUGGAGACAAUUCUGGCAUCGUAAUAGAUACAUCUUUUAGCACCAUUGAUGAUAGUUUUUCGUGUAUCAAUAAUUAUGAUGAUGAGAUCGUUCUCUAUUGCAAGUCGCUCGUACCCGCGCUGAAACGUUUACCGCCCCAGCAGUUGAUGUACGCAAAAUAUCACAUCGACAAUGUUGUGAAAUGGGGCCGCAUUGGUAUCCUAACCUAUGACCGGCCGCACAUCGAUGCGGAUGGAUCUAAAAAAUCGUCUGGUGCUGUAAAUGUUGAAAACUCUACCGAGGUGUUGACAACACAAAACGAUAUUUCAGUUCCCCCGAAACGCCUCAAAGUUGAUCAACACAACAGCGAUGAUGCUAACCAUGCUACCACUUCCUUGGCUUAUGAUAUGUGCAAACACAUAUCAAUGCCGUCUGAAGAGUGUUUAGUUGUGGUAGAUGUGUCAGAAAAUGAUAUCGAACAAUUUAAACUAGCUUCCGUCGACAAUGAAUUCGAUAAUCUAUCUUUCGAAACCAGCUCUCCGACAUAUGCUCGACCUGAUGGGACUUCGGAUUCGGAUAGGAUCAUACAUUUGGAAAUCUCCCAUUCGGACUUGGAAGAUGGUGCAGAUCCAUACGAAACGGCAGAUCCACACGAAACGGCAGAUCCACAUGAGACGACAUUGAAAACUGCGGAACCAGUGCUGGAACUAACUCUUCGCAGACAGUGUACGAUGCACUUUUCACACUACAUACGAAACGUGGUGCCAAAAUACAGUGACGAAGAGUUUUUACGACAAUUUCGAAUUGGACGUAAAGCUGUCCAGAUGAUCUGCAACCAUUUAGAAACAACUUCGGCGUACAAGAAAUUAAGAGGACAUGGCGGGUACGAAGCUAUUAGUCCGCAAACGCACGUGUUAUCGUUUCUGUGGUUUCUUGGGCACGAUAAAACGUCCUAUCGGGAUGUAGCAACUCAGUUUAAUCUAUCCGUAAGCUGUUUGCAUAGUGUUAUCUGCAGAGUAGCGGAUGCUAUUUUGAGUAUGAAACACAUCCUGAUGAUACCACUGUCUGAAGCGAGGAAAACAGCAUCGGACAUUGCGUUUUCCAAGAAAUGUAAUUUUUCUGGCGUAAUUGCUUUACUCUCGAUCGGCAGGAUGCGUUGGUGGAACACAAAUCAAGAUUGAUAAACCGAGAGAAAACCCAGAGAGGUAUCUACUUACAAAGGGGCACUAUUCCAUUCAGCUGCAAGCAAUUAUUGAUGAAAACUUACGUUUCGUUGAUGUUUUCGUGGAAUAUCCCGAUGAGCCGGAACUGCUGGAAACGGUCAAACGCAUAUGUGGCAAUAGGUAUUGCUUGCUUGGCAACGCUUCAUAUCCCUGCUUGAACCAGUUGUUGGUGCCCUAUCCUGUCGACGAAGUGUUGCUUACCCAAGCGCAGAAAACUUACAACGACCACCUGCAGACGGUCACUAGUCAAUGUAACCAAAUAUUCGCCCAUCUCAAGACACGUUUCCGCCGGCUGCAUCACCUCAAGGGACGACAUCUAUCUCGGAUGGUGGACUUGAUCAAAGUGUGCUGCAUACUGCACAACCUGGCUUCGGUAGCAGAGUUGAAACAGCUGGAAGGGGAUAUGAACCAACUUCCUCCCGAGCCUAUCUUUACUUACAUCUCCGAAACCCGAGCUCAUGUAGACAUUGUGCAUGGUCAGCAGAAGAGAGAUAAAAUUUGUGCUAAAUAUCUAUAAACCGUUUGUAAAGAAUCGUUAUACUACCACU
Messenger RNA from Anopheles gambiae (African malaria mosquito), 3649 nucleotides. It is a transcript of the gene Naa80, whose product is annotated as N-alpha-acetyltransferase 80. The transcript is spliced from 8 exons. The record is from RefSeq and is a predicted model, not a curated record. Gene Ontology annotation, cellular component: cytoplasm. NCBI's taxonomy places the organism in Eukaryota, Metazoa, Arthropoda, Insecta, Diptera, Culicidae. Gene Ontology annotation, biological process: protein acetylation. Gene Ontology annotation, molecular function: acetyl-CoA binding; DNA binding; N-acetyltransferase activity. Bases 1530 to 3059 code for a protein of 509 amino acids.